ACGGCUUUCUAGUCAGUAAGGUGAGCACGUUCACUUUGAAAACACUUCCAGAGCUGGAACCGGCGACCCUACCCGUCACCCUCUUCGCUCCUCUCCAUUAAAACGGCCUGGCCGGACGACCACCAGUUCGGGUGCCCAUGACCAUGCGUCCAAAGACCGCUCGUUGCAUGAAAGAAGCGUGGAGAGUUGUUAGUACCGCGACGAUGCUCCUCGCCGCCCGUCUCCACAAUACCAAAGUAAAACUGGAAUAAGCAGAGGAAAAACUCGGCGGACUUUACUGGAUUCUUUUCCCCCCCAAGACUGGACAACGAGCCGUACACCGAGUGGGCCAGCGAACCUCCGAGUCGGUCGUGACCACGACCAUUUUUUUCCCCCUCCCAAAAAUGCACUUACAGCUCCGCGUCCUUCCUCGGAAGAUGCCCGGGAAGUGUGAGUGACAGGUCGGCCACGGCGGUGCAGAUUCACCCCGCUGUUCCUUCCCCAUCAAGAAACUAUUUCUUAAAACCAUAUACCUCCAUUAUAGUACACCCUUUUCAUUUCAUGAAACCAUUUUCAGCGUGGAAGAGGACAUUUUUGUGUGAUUUAUGAUUUUUUUUGGUGUCGCUUCGGAACUUCCAAAAGGGGGGGUGCAAACGCUCUCUUUUGGCCGGGAGAGGACGCGCAUCGACGGGGCUCCGGUUGGUGAAGCUCCCCGGUCAGGGAACCAAUCAACCAUCCAUCGAUUCACCUGAGAGAGAACCACUCAUUCUGGAUUACAACAUUCCACCUGCUGGGGAUUCUACCAUGGCAGGUGCACGGGAUUGCACACGGACGCUCUUCAUCUACGUGGUGAUGGAGGCUCUUUCAUGUGCCCUCGCCGGCAAAGUCUCGCCCACCGGUUCCGAUGCCCUCCUCAGUUCCUCGCCGGUGACGGCCCGUCCCUCGCCGCCCGCCAUCUACCUGCCGGCCAGCUUCAAGAUGUCCAACGUGCAGCUGGCCUUCUUCUUGCGCAAGGCGGCUCAGGCGUCGGGAGCGAGCCCGGCCCCCGGCCACCCGUUGCAGCGCUCGGAGAGUUUUGUGGUUUUCCAGACAAAGGAGCUGCCGGCGGUCAACAUUAGCUUGGGACCUUUCGUCCGUGACCAGACGCUGUCCAAGGAGCUGCUCCAGCCGGCCAGCCCGCUGGACAUCUCCGGCCAGCUGACGGUCAACUGGAAAGUGCGCGCCUUCAUCGUGCAGCCGCGGGUGUUCUCCAACAACGCCGCCGUGCAGGUGUUCUUCUACAUCGCCGGCCGCGAUUGGGACGACUUCAAAGCGCAGGACAAGCUGCCGUGCGUCCGUCUCCACGCCUUCCGGGACGUGCGGGAGAUGAAGACGUCGUGCCGCAUGAAAGGCAACCUGGCGCAGUGCUUGGCGCGGCUGGACCUGCCGCCGUCCUGGUUCAACGCCAACGUGGCCCCGCUGGGUCGCCGCAAGGGCGACGGCGGCCCGACGGGCGAGACCCUGCGGGCGGAGCUCUACUACACGCUGCGCGAGCCCGACGCGGACGGCGGAUGCGGCGAGGGGGCGGGCCAGCGGGGCGGCCGGGGGGAGGCCCCGUCGCAGCACCCCCUGCUGCGCAUCGGGAGCAUCAGCCUGUAUCAGGCCAGCCGCGAGCAACUGCUGGUGGACAAGCAGCUGGACAAGAACAUGUUCCUCAGGCUGCCCGAGAAGCCCCUCAAGCCCGGCGAGACCCUCAGGAUCUUCUUGUACUUGAUGCCCAACUCCACCGUGGAGCAGUUCAGCCUCAAGGUGAAAGCUAAAAAAGGAGUGAACCUGAUCCAGACCACAUCCAAGAACGCCCAGUGGAAGGUGGACUGGGAGGUUCUGUCCGGCGCCAAGCAUUCCAUCACCACCAUCGACGUGAACAAGAACAAAGCGCUCAAGCAAGGGGAGGCGGCGGGCAACGCCGAAGUGAUGCAGCUCGACUUUGAGAUGGAGAACUUCACCAGCCUGUCGGUGACUCGCCGCAUCAACUGGAACAUCGACUACAACGGUCAGAGCCCCCCGCCCGAGUCUGAGAAGGUGGUCACCGAGCUCACCGUGGUUCAGCGGGACAUCCAGGCCAUCCUGCCCCUGGCCAUGGACACGGAGAUCAUCAACACGGCAGUCCUGACCGGUCGCACCGUGGCCAUCCCCGUCAAGAUGGUGUCCAUCGAGAUGAACGGCGCCGUCACCGACGUCUCCGCCUUCGUGCAGUGCAAGUCGGCCAACGAAGACAUCGUCAAGGUCUCCAUGAAUUGCGACUACGUGUUUGUCAACGGCAAGGAGACGCGAGGCUCCAUGAACGCCAGGGUCAUCUUCAGCUACGAGCACCUGAGCGCACCCCUGGAGCUCACCGUCUGGGUGCCCAAGCUGCCUCUGCGGGUGGAACUGUCCGACGACAACCUGAGCUUCAUCAAGGGCUGGCGGGUCCCCAUCCUGCCCGACCGCAGGAGCACCAGGGACAGUGACGGCGAGGAGGACGAGGACGACCGGCGGGUGAGCCGAGGCUGUACGCUGCAAUACCAGCGGGCGCUGGUCAAAGUCCUGACGCAGUUCCACACCACGUCCAGCGAGGGCACCGAGCAGGUCAUCACCAUGCUGGGGCCCGACUGGCAGGUGGACGUCACCGAGCUGGUGCAGGACUCGCUCAAGGUGGCCGACCCCCGCGUGGCCGAGCUGGUGGACAGGACCGUCCUGGUCGGCCUGGAGCUGGGAUCCACCGUCUUGAAGGUGGACUCGCCGCUGGCCGUGGACGCGGCGCUGGGCCAGGCGGCCUUCGCCGUCACCGACGACAAAGUUUCCAUCAGCCAGCUGCGCGUCCACGCCGUGUCGGGGUUGAGCCUGGCGCUGCGGCCCAGCCCCGGCAACAGCCACACCUUGGUGGCCAAGGCCACCGGCCUCCAGACGCUCGCCGCCCCCAAGCAGGAGGCCAGCCUGUCGGUGUGGAUGCUUUUCAGCGACGACACGGCGGCCUCGUUGACCUACUUUGACCCCAAGGACUACAACUUCAACGCCUCGGCGCUGGACGACAAGGUGGUGUCGGUGUCGCAGGAGCCGCAGCAGCGUUGGCCGGUGGUGGUGGCGGAGGGCGAGGGCGAGGGCGAGCUGCUGCGCGUGGAGAUGACCAUCGGCGAGGCCUGCCAGAAAACCAAACGCAAGAGCGUCAUCGCCUCGGCCGCCGUCUACGUCAGGGUCCGCUUCGGCUCCGACGACGACGACGACUGGGACGAAGAGGGCGGGGUCGAGUCGCCGACGACGGCCGGGGGGCCCGACCCGGACGGGCGGCUCCAAGACACGUCCGACGAGCGCCCGGCCGGCGUUCCCAUCGGCUACACCGACCGGCCCACCGCGGGCAAGGCCGCGCGACCCGCCCCGACGGACGCGGCGGAGGGCGAGGAGGAGGACGAGGAGGACGAAGACGACUUUACGCCGUCGCCCCGCAACAUGAGCGACCUGGAGAUCGGCAUGUACGCCCUCCUGGGGGUCUUCUGCCUGGCCAUCCUGGUCUUUCUCAUCAACUGCAUCGUCUUUGUGCUCAAGUACCGGCACAAGCGCAUCCCGCCCGAGGGCCAGGUCAACACGGACCACUCGCACCACUGGGUCUUCCUGGGCAACGGCCGGCCGCCCGGGGCCCAGUGCGAGCUGGCGGCGCGGCGGGCGGCCGACAGCCCCCCCGAGCCGGCGGCGGCGGCGGAGGGCGGCGGCGGGCGGACCUGUUGCCACGGCGACCACCACAGCAGCGGCAGCUCGCAGACCAGCGUGCAGAGCGUCCAGGCGCACGGCCGCGGCGACGGCAGCUCGGGCGGCGAGGAGGCCGGCGGCUCGCCCACGUCCAAGCGCAAGCGGGUCAAGUUCACCACCUUCGCCACCAUGCCCGCCGCCGCCAACGACGACCUGCCCUACAACGCCGUCCCCGUCGCCGACGACGAGGACAUCCAGUGGGUGUGUCGGGACAUGGGCUUCCAGGACCCCGAGGAACUGCACGACUACAUGCGCAGAAUAAAAGAAAUGGCCUGAGGAAUCGCGGCGGGGGGGCGUGG
Hippocampus zosterae (dwarf seahorse) is the source of this 4040-nucleotide messenger RNA. RefSeq names its product transmembrane protein 132E-like. NCBI's taxonomy places the organism in Eukaryota, Metazoa, Chordata, Actinopteri, Syngnathiformes, Syngnathidae. The transcript is spliced from 9 exons. The record is from RefSeq and is a predicted model, not a curated record. The coding region runs from base 784 to 4017 and encodes 1077 amino acids.